Molecule: messenger RNA, 1945 nt
Organism: Pectinophora gossypiella (pink bollworm)
Lineage: Eukaryota; Metazoa; Arthropoda; Insecta; Lepidoptera; Gelechiidae
Exons: 2
Coding region: 56-967 (303 amino acids)
Source: RefSeq, a predicted model, not a curated record
UAUAAAUACGGCGUGCGCGCACGUUACGGCAGUCCGCUGCGCUCACCACUGAGAAAUGAGGACGUGGCCGAUCACGAUAUGUGUGGCGCUCGCCUGCGCGGUGUCACUAGCAGUCCCCAUCAAGGAGGAAGCUAAUACCUCGGAGUUAUCCAGGGAAAAACGCUCUCCGGGAGGCUGGCACGACUCACCGCCAGAGGGCGUCUGGAAGAAAAAACUCGUCUGGAAAGAGGAAUGGAAACAAAUAUGGAAAACAGAAAAGAAGUUAGCUUGGAAAACUGAGUGGAAAAAAGAGAAAGUCCCUGCCUGGAAAACCGAAAAAGUCCAACAAUGGAAAGAAGAACAAGUUCCUGCAUGGAAAGUAGUUCAGAAGCCCAUCUGGAAGGAAGUCCAGGUGCCGAUCUGGAAAGAGGUUCAAGUGCCAGACUGGAAGAAAGUAUGGAAACCAGUGUGGAAAGAAAUCCAAGUUCCAGUAACCAAACACAUACAGGUACCCGAAUGGAAGCAGAACUACGUCCCGGCCUGGGUUAAAGAGGGAGUUCCUGGCGAAAAGUACCUAGGAAAAGAUGACCACGGUUGGGAAUACACCAGCCACGACCUCUGGAGAAAGAAGAUGAUCUGGAAGCCAGUGUGGAAGAAAGUUUGGAAGACUGUAGAAAAGCAAGAAUGGGUCACUGACAAGAAACUGGAAUGGAAGGAAGAAUGGAAACAGAUCUGGAGGACAGAGAAGAAACAAGCGUGGGCCACCGAAAAGAAAAAGGAAUGGGUAGAAGAAAAGGUUCAAAUCUGGAAGACAGUUAAGAAAGAAGUUUGGGUACCUGUACAGAAAAAGAUCUGGAUUGAGAAAUGGAAGCAAGUUCAAGUGCCAGUCUGGAAGGAAGUAGAGGUCCCAGCGUGGAAGAAGGUGUGGAAACCAGUGUGGCAGAAGGUCUGGGUACCGAUCCACCACGAACACCACGGAUGGGAUUGAAACUAGGUACGAACCAUGACAUAUCUUUGUAUAUAUAGGAACGUAAUAACAUAGUCAUUUGUUAAUUAAUUGUUACCAUUCGAUACCAAGAUUUUCUUAUUUUUUUUUGUAAAUAUGUUACGGUUAAUACUCAUGGAGCCAGUAUACCGAUUCGGUAAGUAUUUAUUUGGAUGGUAUUUGGCGUACGCGAAGGCGAAUGCUUUUUCUGCAACAAGCGAAUUCGAAAAAUUUAAAUUGCGAAAUGUAUUUGGCUUUGCGUGCGCCUUAGGAAGUGAACUUAAUGUCAACAUCCACUAUCAAAUGUUCAUAUAAUCGCGGGGUCCUAUCGCAAAUUUGAAUGUAACAAUCACAGUUCACUUCUUAACUGAGUUACGGCAACCUCUGGUCCAUUGUUAGCGAAUCACAUAAGAUGUUGAUAAAAUGGUGCCAGAGUUUGCGGGGGUACGAUCAGUUUUACCAUUAUGAACACCUGUUUUCAUGUUAGCCAUAUUCAUGUCGACAGUGAAGGCACAAGGUUUAAACGUUGUUUUUUUCGAAAGUAUACGUAAUGAGGCUAUAUAAUCAUAACAUAAUGCACCAAGUCGGCAAUGAGUACGUCUGUUUAUAACGACAGGUGUAUGCAUUACCGUUUUGGUUGAAAAUCCCUCUACUAAUAAAAAAAAAACAUUUUUGCCAGGGGUUUUUACAUCGAGAAAAUCCAGUGUUAUGUAUACUUUAAAAGUGUUUGAAUUUUUUAUAAGUAGCGGGAUCUGGGGUCAACAUUUUCUGACAAAUUACAAGGUACACUCGACAUCUAAGAAUGUAAGUUCUAGACAUAAAAGGACGGACUUGUUGAUUCCAAAACAUGAGGCUAAAGAUUAGAGGUAACGAUCUGCGGCGAAACGUUUCAGGCUCGUUACCGGACGAUGUAAAAGUACAAUUGUUUUUAUGUUUAUAAAGUAAUUUGUAAGUUCUACAAAUAUACACGUUAAAAAUAAA